Molecule: messenger RNA, 1677 nt
Organism: Vespula pensylvanica (western yellowjacket)
Lineage: Eukaryota; Metazoa; Arthropoda; Insecta; Hymenoptera; Vespidae
Exons: 2
Coding region: 317-1642 (441 amino acids)
Cellular component (GO): nucleus
Source: RefSeq, a predicted model, not a curated record
AUAGUUCAAACUAAUUAUUGGAGUAGUAAGAUAUGCGUCUAAUACUAUUGAAAAAUUAUUGAUCAUUACUACUAUUAAUUGUUACAGUCACUUCCGUGUUUACAAGAUUUAUAAAAUUGGUUACUUAAUGUGUGUCUAUUUGUUUUUAUGAGAUAAUAUUAUUUUUAACCUGAAGAUACUCUUGUCCUAACCUAUUUAAUGUUUGGUUACAAUAUUAUUUCAUAUUUUAAAUCAAAAUGGACGAAGAUUGUAUACAUCCGAAUAAUGUUGAAUGUAUUUAAAAAUAAAAUAUAUAAUUAAGUGAAAAUAUUUUAUAAUGAAUAUAUUCAGAACAGUAUCAUAUAUAUCUCGUAGAGCAUAUAGUAGAAAAAAUGUUGGUAUUCGAGGUAAAUUAAAGAUAUUAGAAAGUACUAAAUCAGAAGUUAACCUCGAAGAAUUGGAUUCUCAUGAUUUAGAUGAAUUUGAAGCAGAAUUCAUGAAUGCUGAGAAAUUUUAUGAAGAUUAUGAGCGGGAAGUGAUAAAAUCUAAACGAUUACUUAAGAAUCAGAUUGUUGCAACCAAAUAUUUUAAAAAAGACAAAGAUCCUAACUUUCUUACAUCAGUUGAAAAAGAUCAAAUAUUGAAACUGCAUCAAAGCAAUCCAGAAGAAUGGACGGUAGAAAUGUUAAGUAAAAGUUUUCCAGCUUUACCUGAUACUAUUAAAAAAAUUUUGAAGUCAAAUUGGUCUUAUAAAUCAGUAGAACGAAUUUUGCAAUAUGAUGCUACUGUUAUUAAUAAUUGGAAACUAUUUCAGACAGGAAAAUUACCUGUCAGUCCUCUUUUACGAGAACAUCUAUUAAAAUUUAAAGAUAGAACAAUUGCUUUGUCUAACAGGCAUGUUUUAGCAGAAAAGUUAAUACCACCGAAAUCUGAACUUCCAAAACCAAAAAGUACAUUUUUUAUAAAUAUUGUACAAAGUUAUUUAGAUCAGAAUAGAAGUGAUCAAUGUAAUAACAAAAUAUUGCAAAGUAAUACAGAAGCAAUUACAGAUACAAAUCUUUCAAAUAAUACUAUUAAUGAUAAUACUAUUUCAAAAAAUAUCCUUGAUAAAGGAAAUCUUAUGAAAAAAGAAACAUUGCAUAAAAAUAAUGUAGCAUUAAUCGCAUACAAUCUAGACUCAUCUAAAAAAAAAAUGACUUUCAAUGAGUUUGCAAAGAAAGAACUUACAAGAAUUUAUGCAAAAUGUCCAGAAAAAAGCAUUACAUUACUAAAUGCUUAUAAAAAUCACCUUAACAAACUUGAUAAUACAUCUUCAGAUAUUAAUGACAAUGUUGUAAAAUCAAAACAUAUACAAGUAUUAGAAGAGGAAGAAGAAAAAAAAGAAUUGAAUUUUUCAAAUUCUGAAACAUCAAACCAAGAAAAAACACUGACUUCUUUAAAAAAAAGUGAACUUUCCCAGCUUGUUUCUACAGACAAAAUUAAUACUAAAUUAGACACUUAUGUGAAGGCAUGGAACAAAAAAAUAAAAGAACAUGAAGUAUAUUCACAACCAAUACAAAUUCCACAAAAAAUAUACCAAAAAGGCAAAACUUACAGAAUUUCUGAUUGUUAUUAUGAUGAUGAUGGAGAGUUUUUAUAUAGAAUACCAGGUGUCAGAAAUUAAAGAUAAUAUAAAUAAAUAGGUGUGUGUGUGUGUGU